CGUCGGGAUUGCUCCACUGUGAAUGGAAAAUGCCCAUAAUAAGGCAAACGGACGUCGAGUACAAUUCACCUGCAUACAAUAGCUUAGUAGUUUAGUACGAUACACAGCAUCCGACGCGCGGCUACCUCGCGAAACGUAUUAUUUCAAAUAAAAUUAUUCGCCGCGGAAUUUGUAAUGACAUAAGUGCGAAGUGGGUGUUCAAUAGUGGUAUUAAAUUUAUUACGUCGUACAAACACGCAUCGAACGCGUAUUUGUUUGUAGAAAAGUGAUGAUAUUUUUGCGUGCACUUUAAUUAUUUAACACUUAACGUCAAUUCUAGUCAAGGUGCUGGAUCGCACGAUUUCCCGAAUAGUAUUUCGUUAUAUUUUUCCAUAAAGUUCUAUAAAAAAGGGAUGUAGGUAUUAUGUGCAAUAUAGAAUGGUGUUUCUCAAUAAAAAGUGACGUGUGAAUAAUAAUGUCGCAAAAAGGAUUUAAAACUGACUCGAUCAUAAUCAUUAGUGUUGGUGUCUUCUAGUCAAAAUUAGAUUUUUUUUAUACUUUCAUGGUGACCGUUUUCUCUUUAAGUGAUCAUGGCGCCAUCAAGCGGCGGCCGCGAGUACUGUUAAGGUUUCUUUCGGUCCCUUCAGAACCGAUAGAUGGCGCCAAAAUUAGUUAUAACUACUCGGCUGAACCGGGGGAUACAAUAGCAACAACCAAAGAAGAGGAAUGGGUGACUCGCAAGAAAAGCGAGGUGACCACGACCAGGCAGAUUGCCACCAGGGUCAAACGAGAGCUGGUCUUGGAAGAUGGACGAAUCCUGAGCGACUCCGGGCCAAAAGUAUCCACGUCAGUUAAUGAAGACACUCACACUACAAAUUUUCAACAAACCGAACACAGAGCGCCGGAUGAAGUCCCCGAUGAGGUGGAUGGACCCAUUGGUGCACUCGAUGGAGUGGUUGGCGGCGAGUUGGCUCCGGCUGACGUCAAAGUGCUGGUUUCCUCCAGCGUGGUCGCGAACCCUGACGGGAAGGUGCGCGAGAGUCGGGACCUCAAGGUGCUCACCAAGAAUGUGGUGGAGCGGGUCAAGGAGACAGAGGAGAGGUUCCACAGAGGAGACACCACCCAUGAUGCUCUCAUAGCGGCUGUGAACGAGACUCCCGAGGAAGACAUUCGAGAUGCUCUGAAGCAGCAGACUGAGCAACAACUGGCUGUAGUGGCUCGAGGGCCCAGGCUCGUGAGGGACACUGUCGCCUACCACACCACCAUUGAUACUGAUGACACGGAGGAACUGAGAGCGUUGCGACCUGAUGGCACGAUCGUGACCGAAACACGACACACCAAGGAGCAGGAGCGGCUGUGUGACGACGAACUUUCGAAGGACGAGGUAAAAUCUCUGGCCAGCGACAAGAGCAUUCUAGAGGAAACUGGCGGUAGAGAGCGGCGCAAGCGCGUGGACGUAGAACGCAGCACGGAUCUGAUGGCGGGCGGCGUGAGGGUGGCCACGCAUUUGCACUCUAGAACGCGCACUGAAGAGGCUGAGAAAGAAGGAAAACCUAAUAUGGACGACGAUUGGGAUAGUUUAUCUAUUCGCAUGCGACGGCAACGCCGCCUACGACUGAAUGAUCACGACAAAGAUUACUCGAAACGCCCCCUCGACUUCGACGUAGAAGAGGAGACGCGCAAAAAGGAAACAUCAAAGUGGUUAGAGAGUCACUUUGGGAGCGAAUCAAGAUCUUCACACGAUUCUAUCGCCGAAGAAAUUGGACGGCGCCCUGAACCAACUUUUUAUAAAAACAAAAACGCUGAAGACGAAGGCUACUACGGAAAAACUUCCUCAUCAGUACCACAACCACCUGUGUACCCUGAUCGUGUGCUACGCAAGACAAAAUCUUCCACGCCCUCCGAUGAACGCGCAGCAGCUCCGGUAAAUAGGACUGGUGGUUAUUUCAAAGGAGUAGCGGAUUGGUCCCAAAGACGUGCCAGCAAACCUAGAAUGCCAGAACCGCGUAGCUCGUCGCCAUCUCCGCCAACAGUGCGCUCGCCAUAUGCUAGCGACGAUCGCUUGAAUGGCUCUUCGCCGAGACACGUGUACGGGAAGCGUGAUUCGCCCCAGGGAAGGUCAUCGCCGAUCACUCGUCGUCCACCGCCCUCGCGCGACGACUCCGCCUACGUGUCCUCAUCGACAAUGCACAGUCCGCCACGCGGAUCACCGUUUCGACCUCUAGAAGUCGAUCGUACAUUCCGAGAACCGUCAGUGGAAGACGACUAUAGGCCUGUGGCACCGGAAAGAAAAAGACACUUAAAACAGAGACUCUCCGAAGAAAACAGAUAUGACAGUGGCUACAGAAGUUCAUCUAGGAAUGAGAAUUCAGGUAGAUCGAGAGAUAGCCGCGAAGAGGUCGCUGUUGAGCCCCCACCGGACUACUCUCCGCCUAGAGAACGACGGGGUAGUUCCGACAGGGACCGAACCCCGCCACGGCGAAGGGAUCGGGAUGAACGUAAACAGAAUCAGAAGACGCGUUUCGCGGACUACGGCCGGCGCCCGUCUCCCGUUCGGAAAUCUGUCGGGUCGGCGAUAGGGAACUCUAUAAGGAAGUUGGUUGGGAAGAUUCGGUCGGCAUCUGCUGAGCGGAAGGCGCGGUGGCGCAGCUCGCGGUCGCCGUCCCCGGCGGAGCACUCUUCGCGGACGUACAAGCAGUACGGCGGCGAGCUGGCGCCGCCGGUGGCCCCUACCCACCGGUACUACCUCGGGGAGGACCCUUUCGCGCCCAGCAUCUACGGCCGCGAGCACAAGUACGAGGGCAGUGCGAGACGACCGGCCGCUGCCGACGCGCGCGAUCACAGAGAACGGGGCCAAUUCUCGAACACACUGGGUCGAUUCAGUCACUCAACAAGUAGACUGAACCCGAACAGCGAGCCCGAAGAAGACUAUACCCGCAGCGCGCAGACCUUACCACGUAAACUCCACGAUCGCAAAGAAAAACCCACCGAGAAACCGAGCUCCAACAAAUAUUGGCACCGACUAACGCCCAACAAACGAUCCACCAGUGCAAUUAAUAUUUCAAACAACGUAUCUUCUUCUCCAGACGGAAAAAUUAACGGAUAUCCACCAGGUCCUGCGAAACCAGCCCGGACCUACAAAGCUCUCAACAGAAGUAAGAGUUUUGCUAUGGGAGCUCCUGAACAGGAGACACACCCUCGUUACGUCUCGAGCAUGAAUCGAAACUAUUCAACGAUGUAUAAAUCAAACCCUCAUCUUAGUCGACUGGAUGAAACUCCGGAACAACUGAAGAGUCCUGGCAUUGUGUCCAUUAUUAACCGCAGUCAACGAGAUCUUGCUGAUGCCGUUUCCCGAGAAACUGAACGUAGACGCGACGGCUUGUUUGGCGCUCGAUAUGGUAAAACUACCCCAAUAAGCAACGGACAUAGCAACGGAUAUGGAAAAUCUUAUGACGAAACCGAUAAGAAAAAGAUAUUUCUAAAAGGUUUACGUGAACGCGCUCCUGAUUUAUAUCAAACUCUGCAUGCGGAUGAUGAGUCAGAUGGUAGCAGGUUAUCAUCGCGAUAUGGCACGCCAUCGCCUCAUUACAAAGAUCGUAUAUCAGAAGAAAGGAAAGUUCCGUUGUACAAAACAGAUUCGUUGAAUAGGGACACGAGUCCUUUCGUAUCUCGAUUGGAAACAAGGUUGAAAUCUCCAGCUCUACGAAGAGGAAGUAAUAGCAGUGACAAUUAUUCAGAGACGUAUAGGUACCAGACGCGUUCAGGUGAUCCCGAACGUCCAAGUGUUACUGACACUAUAGAAACUGUUAGCAAGAAAAUCGUUCCGUCGAGAGAUGGUCGUGGAAAAGAAAUAAUUGAGUCAAGAGAAAUAAACUCUGUGACCAAGAGCAGAGGGUACAAAGAACCAGUCUCGAAUGUUAAAUAUAUUGAAAAUGGUAUUCGAUCUCCAUUGGGAUAUGAAACUAAAAAUGGUUACGCCGAACGGAGGAGUAGUAAUUAUAAAGUGUUGGAGAAAAUAAGAGAUUAUUAGACAUUAUUAUUAGAGAGAUAAAGUCUAUUUUUCAAAACUCCAUAUUUUCAUAAUUUAUAACUGGGUCUAAACAGCCUUGAGCCUGAAUAAUGGACCUUAUUUUAACUAAAAAAUAUUGUAUGCCAUAUAUUUGUAUGAAGCAGAGUCAAUUGCAGACUGAUUCUUGUAUGAUCUGUUCGCGUAUAUUUUAUUCACAUAUGUAACUAUUCAUAGGUUGCUUUAUAUUCUGUAAAAAGUCAUAUAGCCUUACUAAUUUAAUUCUAAUACUGAUCUAAUUCCGUCCAGUCUAACUAAUCGUAAUAUAUUAUUUUUAAGAUGACAAUUCGACUUGUGAAUACAUUUUCUUAACAACCUAAGCCUGAGAAUUAAUUUUAUUCUAAGGAUUUUGUAAUAAACCUACAUCAAUAAAUAAUGUGUUAAUUUGCACUA
Amyelois transitella is the source of this 4438-nucleotide messenger RNA. RefSeq names its product serine/arginine repetitive matrix protein 1 (gene chas). The record is from RefSeq and is a predicted model, not a curated record. Bases 542 to 4009 code for a protein of 1155 amino acids. The transcript has 12 exons. Lineage: Eukaryota; Metazoa; Arthropoda; Insecta; Lepidoptera; Pyralidae.